Molecule: messenger RNA, 1509 nt
Organism: Gamsiella multidivaricata
Lineage: Eukaryota; Fungi; Mortierellomycota; Mortierellomycetes; Mortierellales; Mortierellaceae
Exons: 1
Coding region: 64-1353 (429 amino acids)
Source: RefSeq, a predicted model, not a curated record
CCACAACGACUUCGCCAUCACUGCUCUUCAUCCCCACAUCGUCGUCUGUUCAUCCCUGGCACAAUGACAGAAAACACUUCACAAACAAAUCAACCCUCACUCCACCCAUUGGAUCUUCCCGAGAUCCACAGCCUCAUCAGCUCAUUCCUCCUUGGCGAUCUUCCGACCCUGAGUGCUUGCGUACGCGUCUCAAAGGCCUGGAACGCCUCGUUUCUUCCUCCUCUGUGGUCCCACAUAGACCUAUCCAGAGUGCUUCCCUUGCCAGAGAAUCUCAAUCCUAGGAGAAAUGAGCGCCAUCCAUUUGCGCCUGUGCUUCAGAAACAUGCCCACCUGAUCCGACAUAUAUCAGCACUGUUCAUGAGCCUGGACGCAGGAUCCCUCGGCCACCUCCCGACCCUCCUCGACGACCCCACGCUCUAUAUCAAUCUACAGACCUUCAGGAUCUCUCAGGAUUACAGUAUGAGGCUUAAAAAUGACAUUUCCGACAUUACGAUCCAUGAGCAUUACUGGGGAGACCUUGCGUCCUUCCUGAGACGGGUCCCGUCCUUAAGGGAAUUAGUCAUCCGAAGCAUGAAUUCGCAUGUCAUACCGGUCGCUGUUUGGCAGACGAUCGCGACCUCGCUUCCGACUCUUCGAACCCUUGUCUUCAACGGCGCUCACAUGGAUGGUGAAGAUCCACUGCGGUUCGAUUACUUCCUGGACGCUUGCUCGAAAGUCGAGUCCCUCGACCUCGAUUUCUUUUCCUUUUGGGACCCUCCUGCUCACAACCCUCGCUGGACGUCGACAGAUCCAUUGUUUCCGAGACUGGUCUCGCUCAAUUUUUUUGGUCGCAGGGCUGAGGAGCUGAGACUUUUUGAGAGGUGCCUCCAAACCCCGGGGUUAAGGCGAUUGACCUGGUCAACUAGGUUCCCGACUCAAUUUACGCCAGCGGAGAAGACUCCGGAGGUUACGAGGCUGAUUGUGGAGGCCAGGCUCCAGAAUUUGGAGUAUUUGAAUUUGUGGGACGGGCUUCCAUUCAAAGAUGAGGAAAUUGCGAGAAUUUUGGAUUCGCUAGGUAGGCCGUUGAAGGAGCUGCGUGUGAGUGCAUCGGAGUUUGGGUACCUGUCAUGGAAUGCGCUACUCAGGGGUCAUUCGCAAAUGGAGGUAGAUCCUACGGCGACGGAGUCGGAUUCAUCGCGCCCUGAUGUUGUGCGGUUGGCGCAUGCGGCGACGCUUCGUACCCUGGACUUGACGCUUUGUCCGGAUGUUACGGACGAUAUGCUGGCGCAGAUCAAGAGGGAUUUCCCUCGGCUUGAACAGUUAUUGUUAAGAGAAGAGCCUGACUAUGACUCCUCAGAAGAACUGGAGGAGUAACAUUGUCUGCUUGACCUAUUUGAGUAAUUAAUACUCGAUUUUGACACCCAUUCAUACUAUCUCUGAGAUAAUAAUGCAAAGAGUGCGAGCGUAGAAUCAUAGCGCCUAAUCUUGGACGAGUUAGUUCUCAAAUAAAAUUGGUAAAACAAUUGAGCG